CAGGCGAAUAACCACCUCACAAACAAAGAAGCCGUAAACCACACUGACAAAGAGCUGACAAGUCCAAAAACAGAGGCCCACAAUGAAAUAAGAAAGCUACAAAGCACUUCAAUUGAAGUCAGCAAUCGUGAAACCACGAAACCAUUGCCAGCGACAAAAUUACAUUGGCGAAACCACUUAACAACAACGAUAUGGCAACAGGACCACGAACAGCACCAAAAUCACCAAAAUGAUGGAUCCACGGAACAACACCAACGAUAA
Molecule: messenger RNA, 261 nt
Organism: Ambispora leptoticha
Lineage: Eukaryota; Fungi; Glomeromycota; Glomeromycetes; Archaeosporales; Ambisporaceae
Source: the annotation of a GenBank genome assembly